Messenger RNA from Drosophila willistoni, 1088 nucleotides. RefSeq lists its product as uncharacterized. The record is from RefSeq and is a predicted model, not a curated record. The coding region runs from base 55 to 978 and encodes 307 amino acids. The transcript has 3 exons. Lineage: Eukaryota; Metazoa; Arthropoda; Insecta; Diptera; Drosophilidae.
UUUCGGGAAGCCCAGAGAAAAACCAAGUGCUCUUUAAGCUGCAUACUAACUAAAAUGGAUAAAUCUAUACUGAAUCUAAUGUUGUCGAAUGUUGAAGGUUCUUCGGAAGACCCUAUAUCUGAAACCAAUUCGGUAUGCGAUGGUUUCGAGUUCAUGGGCAUUAAUGAGUGCAAAGAAAACUGUUAUCGGAAAAUUAAACCAAUUUUGCAACAAGCAGCUCAGACAAUUAAAUUGAAAGAUCGUCAAAUUAAUAAUCUUAUUAACUUGGCCCUUAAAAACUACCCUGAAUCUAAAAAUUUGCUGCAAACUGAGUCUUCUGAAGCUAAUAAAGAGGAGAUAAAUGUCUUAACAAUUGUAUCAAACAAUGAAAAUCAAGUCAAGGAUGAAAAUGGAAAGAGUCCUGAAGUAACAAACCCAGAAACCGAUAAUCACCUGGAUGAGAAAGAUGUUAUUAUAAAGCUUUAUCAGACCAAAAUUAAGCAAUUAGAAGAUGAAAUAAAAACAAUGAGCAAAAAACUCAAAGGACGCGUAGACAAAUAUCCCAACAAAAUGGUAUUUCGCACAAAUUUUGAUGUUCCCAUCUUGUGCACAAUCGAAAAUGAUGUAGCUGGUCCUGGAUGGAUAGUGAUUCAACGUUAUGAAAUGUGCGAAGGGGAAUUAAAAGAAAUUAUUUUGCUUGGUUCAAAGUUCUUGCACGAUCUCAUGAAAGAUCAGCUGUAUGAAUUAUAUAUUCAUGUUGUUAAUGAGGAUGGAAGUACUUCAUAUGCGCAUUAUGAUAACUUUAAAAUUGAUCCCAAUUCCCAAACGAUUACGUCAUUGGGCAGUCUUAAGACAUCAAUGGAAAUUUCUGGGAAUUUCAUCGGCAAACCACACGCCGAUAUAUACAAGUAUUUCGGCCAUAAGUCUAUUAAAUUUCAAUUAAUGAUACGACAAAAGCUGAACUUAUUUUUACAGCAAGUUGUUGAUGAUAAAAAUUAAAUAUUGCGGACAUCGCCUAUAGAAUACACAUACGUAUACUAAAAAACGAAUUAAAAACAUCUUUUGACAUAAGUCCCGCUUUCACAACAAAAUGAAUUUAAUUGAAAAGA